UCUGCUGGGUGACUUUCAUUCCAGUUGUUGGGAUGGAAGGCUGAAUGUACGGUCAUUUUGUAUGGGAUAUGCAGAGCUCUGGGUUUUUUUGUUUUUUGUUUUUUGAGACGGAGUCUUGCUCUGUCGCCAGGCUGGAGUGCAAAGGUGCGAUCUCGGCUCACUGCAACCUCCGCCUCCCGGUUCAAGCCAUUCUUCUGCCUCAGCCUCAGCGAGCAGCUGAGACUACAGGCUCACGCCACCACGCCCAGCUAAUUUUUUUGUAUUUUUAGUAGAGACGGGGUUUCACCAUGUUGGCCAGGAUGGUCUCGAUAUCUUGACCUCGUGAUCUGCCCGCCUCGGCCUCCCAAAGUGCCGAGAUUACAGGUGUGAGCCACCGCGCCCGGCCAGAGCUCUGGGUUUUAAUCCUACUUUAGCUGUAGAACCUUGGGCAAAUAACUUCAUCUUUUUGGGUCCUAAUUUUCCUCCUCUCUAACUGGAGGGACUGUGAUCUUUCCACCUUGGAUGGAAGAGGCUUACCUGACAGCCAGCCUGCCUGCUGGGAGCCAGGAGAGUCAGCUCAUUAAAUCUUGAAGAACCACUGUAUGCCCUUUUUCCUUCUAAGUCAUGUCUGCUGCCUGUGAGCCUGGGAAGGAGUGCUUUCAAAACCUGUAUUUUUGCCCUCUUUAGUAAAUUUGGAACUGUAGAGGCUAAUAAACUGCGAAGAGACAUUUAAGCUCUGCUCCAAAGAAGUGAACGACUCUUUCACCACCCCUUGCAUCCCAAACCUUCGGUUCUGGCAGAGUUCUUGCCGCAGAGGUUCCUUAGGAGCACCCCGCGCGGCGCGCGCCCGCGCGCGCGCCUGCGCAUCGAACUCCACCCCCUUCCCCGCGGGCCUCGGUUCAAACGACCCGGUGGGUCUACAGCGGAAGGGAGGGAGCGAAGGUAGGAGGCAGGGCCUGCCUCACUGGCCUCCCUCCCAAACCCAAGAGCCCAGGCCCAUGGUCCCCGCCGCCGGCGCGCUGCUGUGGGUCCUGCUGCUGAGUCUGGGUCCCCGGGCGGCGGGAGCCCAAGGCCUGACCCAGACUCCGACCGAAAUGCAGCGGGUCAGUUUACGCUUCGGGGGCCCUAUGACCCGCAGCUACCGGAGCACCGCCCGGAGUGGUCUUCCCCGGAAGACAAGGAUAAUCCUAGAGGACGAGAAUGAUGCCAUGGCCGACGCCGACCGCCUGGCUGGACCAGCGGCUGCCGAGCUCUUGGCCGCCACGGUGUCCACCAGCUUUAGCCGGUCGUCCGCGAUUAACGAGGAGGAUGGGUCUUCGGAAGAGGGGAUUGUGAUUAAUGCCGGAAAGGAUAACACCAGCAGAGAGUUUCCCAGUGCGACUCCCAAUACAGCGGGGAGUUCUAGCACGAGGUUUAUAGCCAAUAGUCAGGAGCCUGAAAUCAGGCUGACUUCAAGCCUGCCGCGCUCCCCCGGGAGGUCUACUGAGGACCUGCCAGGCUCGGAGGCCACCCUGAGCCAGUGGUCCACACCUGGGUCUACCCCGAGCCGGUGGCCGUCACCCUCACCCACAGCCAUGCCACCUCCUGAGGAUCUGCGGUUGGUGCUGAUGCCCUGGGGCCCGUGGCACUGCCACUGCAAGUCGGGCACCAUGAGCCGGAGCCGGGCUGGGAAGCUGCACGGCCUUUCCGGGCGCCUUCGAGUUGGGGCGCUGAGCCAGCUCCGCACGGAGCACAAGCCUUGCACCUAUCAACAAUGUCCCUGCAACCGACUUCGGGAAGAGUGCCCCCUGGACACAAGUCUCUGUACUGACACGAACUGUGCCUCUCAGAGCACCACCAGUACCAGGACCACCACUACCCCCUUCCCCACCAUCCACCUCAGAAGCAGUCCCAGCCUGCCACCCACCAGCCCCUGCCCAGCCCUGGCUUUUUGGAAACAGGUCAGGAUUGGCCUGGAGGAUAUUUGGAAUAGCCUCUCUUCAGUGUUCACAGAGAUGCAACCAAUAGACAGAAACCAGAGGUAAUGGCCACUUCGUCCACAUAAGGAGAUGUCAGUAUCUCAACCUCUCUUGCCCUUUCAAUCCUAGCACCCACUAGAUAUUUUUAGUACAGAAAAACAAAACUGGAAAACACAUUGUUUGGUCUUGUGUUUCUUUACAGAGGUACCUGAGGGAGGAGAGACAUAAAUCUCUUCAUCCCUAAGACUGAACUGUGUAACUAGCAGCCUCUGGCUUGUUUCCUACUCCCUGUUCCUCAGGAUAAAAUGUUGAUAUUGCUCAUUUUCCUCAUUUCCAACAUUGUUUUAAAACAAGUACUUCUUUUACAGGCUUGAAAAAUCUCAAAUAAAUGCUAAGAAAAGGGAGUAGGAAGAACAAGGAGUUGAGCCCUUGAAAGAUGACAGUGGUCUUCUUGCCUUCAUAAUGCUUGGCCCUCUCUCCUCAAAAGGGCAAUGUUGGUACAAAAUUCCAUCUCAGCCACUUUCGAGGAGUUAUCUUCAUUAGCUAUAUCCAUCCUUCACACACCUGCAAUAAUUACUGUGCAACUAUUUUGCUUAAUUUUUUUAUUUGAAAAAAUGUAUUUAAAAGUCCAACAACUUUUUAAUAUAAAUUAUGACUCUCAAACCCCUUCCCAUCACUUUAUUAGUGAUGGUAGCGUACGUAUUAGAGAAGGUAGCUAAAGGCAAGAGAGCACCAAAGGAAAAAGACUGUGUCCAAAGAACAGGUAUUAGAAUGAGGCCGAAGAUCAUGGUGACCAGAGAUUUCCAGGAGUCUCUAACCUUUCUACCCUAUCCUGUUAACCCUUUAGAUCUCUAGUAUAACACUCAGGCUACUGAGGUAUUUUAGGGCAACAAGCUGGGUUACUUUCAGAGCAACCAGCUUGACUGGAACUGAGAGUAAAUUGGGAAUGUAUGACCAAU
Pongo pygmaeus (Bornean orangutan) is the source of this 2896-nucleotide messenger RNA. It is a transcript of the gene C1H1orf56, whose product is annotated as chromosome 1 C1orf56 homolog. NCBI's taxonomy places the organism in Eukaryota, Metazoa, Chordata, Mammalia, Primates, Hominidae. The coding region runs from base 978 to 2003 and encodes 341 amino acids. The record is from RefSeq and is a predicted model, not a curated record. The transcript is spliced from 2 exons. Gene Ontology annotation, biological process: regulation of cell population proliferation.